Oreochromis niloticus (Nile tilapia) is the source of this 2082-nucleotide messenger RNA. RefSeq names its product solute carrier family 13 member 5. Gene Ontology annotation, biological process: oxaloacetate transport; transmembrane transport; citrate transport. Bases 72 to 1910 code for a protein of 612 amino acids. The record is from RefSeq and is a predicted model, not a curated record. Gene Ontology annotation, molecular function: sodium:dicarboxylate symporter activity; succinate transmembrane transporter activity; citrate transmembrane transporter activity. Lineage: Eukaryota; Metazoa; Chordata; Actinopteri; Cichliformes; Cichlidae. The transcript is spliced from 11 exons. Gene Ontology annotation, cellular component: plasma membrane.
CCUCCUCUCGUCUGCGCUUCAAAAGUGCCAUCCACGGUGCGAAGUCUGCUUUUCUCCUUUUUCCUUUCAAGAUGGCAUUCUUGACAUUUCUUUACUCUGUAAAGAAUGAACUGAUCCUCUUCUUAACUCCGUUACUACUUCUUCCACUGCCUUUAGUGAUCGGGACACAGGUGGCAGAAUGUGGUUAUGUGAUAAUCCUGAUGGCAGUGUACUGGUGCACAGAGGUUCUACCUCUGGCUGUAACCGCUUUGCUUCCAGCUCUCCUUUUCCCUUUGUUUGGCAUCAUGGAGUCCAAAGAUGUAAGUAAAAAAUAUAUAUCACAGUGUAAAUGCUUAUUUAUGUGUGCAUACAUCUUAUCUAGUGUGAUCCUUUUGUCUCAGGUGUGUAUGCAGUACCUAAAGGACACAAACAUGAUGUUUGUUGGAGGACUCAUGGUUGCUGUAGCCGUGGAGCACUGGAAUCUGCACAAGCGCAUGGCUUUGAGGGUCCUGCUCAUUGUUGGUGUACGUCCAGCACUACUGAUGAUGGGCUUCAUGGGUGUAACAGCAUUCAUAUCCAUGUGGAUCUGUAACACUGCUACCACAGCUAUGAUGGUGCCAAUUGUCCAAGCAGUGCUGGAACAGCUAAACACCAGUGAGGCAGAAAUGCCUCAAAUUUUCAGCUCGGAUGAGCAGGUCCAAACAUCAGAGACUGACAAUAAAGCUGAUUCACAAACAGAGAAACAGAAUGAGGGACAAGGCCUAGAAGUAGUGACUUCCUUAGAUGCCACGGCUGAGGUUGUCAGGCAUAAGGAGGCAGCAGAACGGCAGAGAAUGUGUAAAGGCAUGACCCUGUGUGUUUGUUAUGCUGCCAGUAUCGGAGGAACAGCCACACUGACAGGAAGUGGUCCCAAUUUGGUGCUGAUGGGCCAGAUGAACCAAUUGUUUCCUGAAAACGGGGACAUUAUUAACUUUGCGUCCUGGUUCGGUUUUGCCUUCCCCAACAUGAUCAUCAUGCUCACACUGGCAUGGCUUUGGCUGCAGUUUGUCUUCAUGGGAUUCAACUUUAAGAAGACAUGGGGCUGUGGGGCUGUGAAGACAGAGAAGGACAUUGCUGCAUAUAAUGUGAUCCGUGAACAGCAUCGCCUGCUGGGGCCGAUGUCCUUUGGAGAGAUAAGCGUCCUGUGUCUCUUCAUUUUGCUCGUGUUGCUGUGGUUCACAAGGGAUCCAGGCUUUGUCAGUGGCUGGGCAACAGAUAUCUUCAACUCCCGAGCAGAGUAUGUAUCAGAUGCCACGGUGGCAGUCUUUGUCGCAGUCCUUCUCUUUGUUCUGCCCUCCAAACCUCCGCGCUUGUGUUCUUUUAGGACUCAUAGUUUUGACAUGGCACCUCAUCAAACUGCUGGCCCAACACCUCGUCUCCUCACCUGGAAAGUUGCAAAAAAUAAAUUACCUUGGGGUAUUGUGCUUCUUCUUGGAGGAGGGUUUGCUCUGGCUAAGGGCAGUGAAGUGUCUGGACUAUCAAAGUGGAUGGGAGAUCAGAUGGCUCCUCUGCAAAGCAUCCCUCCCUGGGCAAUUGCCAUUGUCAUAUGCCUGCUGAUUGCCACCUUCACAGAAUGCACCAGUAAUGCAGCCACUGCAACACUCUUCCUACCCGUCUUAGCCUCGAUGUCUCAGUCCAUUGGAAUCAACCCGCUGUACGUCAUGGUUCCUUGUACCCUAAGUGCCUCAUUUGCCUUCAUGCUGCCAGUCGCAACUCCUCAAAAUGCCAUAGUCUUCUCUUAUGGAUACCUUAAGGUUGCUGACAUGGUCAAGGCAGGAUUGGUCAUGAACAUCAUUGGCAUUCUUUGCACUACACUGGCCAUUAACAGCUGGGGUAAAGCAAUGUUUCACCUAGACUCUGUCCCUGCCUGGGCCAAUGCCACUGGGGUAUGAGACUGGCUCUGCAGUCAGAGAGGAUCCAUGCACAAGCCUACCCACAGGUGCCAGACUAAGACCUGUGGACAGAGGGAUGGUACUGGACCACGCAGUGAGAUGCAUGUGUCCAAUUGGAGUUAGGACACAAGUCUCAUGAGGCUCGUUUUGAUUGACACUUGAGUGAAAAAAA